AUGCUAUCUUUAUCUUCUUCCCCCUCCAAUCCUCCUCCACCACUCCCAAGCAGUCCCUCAAUCUUCGUGAUUCCACCACCACCUGCCCCGACGCCGCACACUCACACCAAUCGGUACUGGGAGAAUAACAAGACCUUUCGGACUCCUGAUGAGAUUGAUACUUCCAAGCCUAAAUUCUAUGUUCUCGACAUGUUUCCUUAUCCCAGUGGGGCUGGUCUGCAUGUUGGCCAUCCUCUUGGAUAUACUGCCACAGAUAUCCUUGCUAGACUUAAACGGAUGCAGGGUUUCAAUGUGCUACACCCAAUGGGAUGGGAUGCUUUUGGUUUGCCUGCAGAGCAGUACGCAAUUGAGACAGGAACGCAUCCGAAGAUCACAACAAUCAGAAACAUCAACCGGUUCCGCACCCAGCUUAAAUUAUUAGGCUUCUCAUAUGAUUGGGAUCGGGAAAUUUCUACAACAGAACCUGAAUAUUAUAAAUGGACACAAUGGAUAUUUUUGCAGCUUUUGAAGCAGGGAUUGGCGUAUCAGGCUGAAGUUCCAGUCAACUGGUGCCCUGCACUUGGUACUGUCUUGGCAAAUGAAGAAGUGAUAGAUGGUGUGAGCGAGCGUGGGGGACAUCCUGUGAUAAGAAAACCUAUGCGGCAAUGGAUGCUGAAGAUUACUGCAUAUGCUGACCGUCUUCUUGAAGAUUUAGAUGAUCUUGACUGGCCCGAAAGUGUUAAAGAAAUGCAAAGAAACUGGAUAGGAAGGUCAGAAGGAGCAGAAUUGGAAUUCUGUCUUGUGGACACCAGUGGUCUGAAAAGAGAGAGUAAAAUUACUGUUUAUACCACUCGGCCAGAUACCAUUUUUGGGGCUACCUACUUAGUGGUGGCACCUGAACAUGUUUUGUUGUCUUCAAUUGUAUCUGAUGCCCAAAGGAAACAAGUGGAAGAGUACAAAGAAAUCGCCUCUAGAAAGAGUGAUCUUGAGAGGACGGAACUCCAAAAAGAAAAAACUGGGGUAUUUACUGGUUGCUAUGCAAGAAAUGCUGCUAAUGGGAAGGAUAUUCCAAUUUGGGUUGCUGAUUAUGUUUUGGGAAGCUAUGGGACAGGAGCAAUAAUGGCUGUGCCUGCACAUGACACACGCGACCAUGAGUUCGCUUUGAAGUAUAGCAUUCCGAUAUGUGGAGUUGUGACACCAGAUAAUGCAAAUUUCAGCUAUUUUGAGGAAGCUUAUUCUGGUGAAGGUAAAGUGAUAAAUUCAUCUAGUUCAGUAUCCGGGCUUGACAUUAAUGGCCUAUCUAGCAAAGAAGCUGCUUUGAGAGUCAUUGAAUGGCUUGAAAAGACUAAAAAUGGGAUUAAAAAGGUGAAUUAUAAGUUGAGGGACUGGCUAUUUGCUCGACAACGUUACUGGGGAGAACCUAUUCCAGUCAUUUUUGUAGACGAUACUGGUGAAGGUAUUCCCAUUCCUGAUGUUGAACUGCCUCUUACCCUUCCUGAGUUGGAUGAAUUUACUCCCACAGGAACAGGGGAACCGCCACUUUCAAAAGCACUGUCUUGGGUGAAAACAAUUGAUCCAGUAUCUGGGAAACCUGCCAGACGUGAGACCAACACCAUGCCACAAUGGGCUGGCUCUUGCUGGUACUAUCUGAGAUUUAUGGACCCUAAGAAUUCCAAAGAAUUGGUGGGCAGGGAAAAAGAAAGGUAUUGGAGCCCAGUUGAUGUGUAUGUUGGUGGUGCUGAACAUGCUGUACUUCAUUUACUCUAUGCUAGAUUCUGGCACAAGGUUCUUUAUGAUAUUGGUGUUGUGUCGACAAAGGAACCCUUUAACUGUGUCAUAAACCAGGGAAUUAUCCUUGGGGAGGUUCAAUAUAUGGCAUACCAAGAUCCAGAUGGAUAUUUAGUCUCAGCUGAUUCUGUUGAUGCGACAAUUGAAUAUAGUCAAGAAAGAAUAGCCGAGGAGAAUGUCAUGAAAUCUGGUGAUUCUUUUGUGCUAAAAGACAAUCCCAAUAUUCGCUUGAUCGCCCGAGCUCACAAGAUGAGUAAAAGUCGGGGCAAUGUAAUAAAUCCUGACGACGUUGUUUUGGAGUAUGGUGCAGAUUCUCUUCGUUUAUAUGAAAUGUUUAUGGGCCCAUUUCGAGACUCCAAAACCUGGAGUACUAGUGGUAUUGAAGGUGUUCAUCGUUUUUUGGCAAGAGUGUGGAGAUUGAUUGUCGGUUCACCUUCCCCUGACGGUAAAUUUAAAGAUGGAACGGUCAACCUUGAUGGGGAACCUUCAAUGGAACAACUUCGAUGUCUUCAUAGAUGCAUUGACAAGGUGACCGAGGAAAUUGAAGGAACACGGUUCAAUACUGGAAUUUCUGCAAUGAUGGAGUUCAUCAAUGCUGCAUAUAAGUGGGACAAGCUUCCGAAGUUAAUUGUUGAAACAUUUGUCUUAUUGCUCUCACCCUAUGCACCUCAUGUGGCCGAAGAGCUCUGGUCCCGUUUGGGACACCCAAUAUCACUGGCAUACGAGCCUUUCCCGAAGGCAAAUCCUGCUUACUUAAAGGAGUCCACGGUGGUUUUACCUGUCCAGAUAAAUGGCAAGACAAGAGGUACCAUACAGGUUGAAGACGCAUGCACCGAGGAAGAUGCUUUCCGACUAGCUUCACUCGAUUCAAAACUGUCCAAGUUUUUGGCUGGUAAAAGCAUUAAAAAGCGCAUAUAUGUGGCCGGUAAAAUUCUAAAUGUUAUCUUGGAUGCGCAAAACGUCAAGGUGGGUCAGCAGUAG
Molecule: messenger RNA, 2748 nt
Organism: Fraxinus pennsylvanica
Lineage: Eukaryota; Viridiplantae; Streptophyta; Magnoliopsida; Lamiales; Oleaceae
Source: the annotation of a GenBank genome assembly